Pyrus x bretschneideri (Chinese white pear) is the source of this 813-nucleotide messenger RNA. RefSeq lists its product as uncharacterized. Lineage: Eukaryota; Viridiplantae; Streptophyta; Magnoliopsida; Rosales; Rosaceae. Bases 1 to 813 code for a protein of 270 amino acids. The transcript has 3 exons. The record is from RefSeq and is a predicted model, not a curated record.
AUGAGAAGCUAUGGUGAAGAUAUUGGUAAUCAAAGAAUUGUUCAGAAACUGUUGAUAAGCUUACCUAGAUCUUAUGAUAGUAUAGCCCCUGUGAUUGAGAAUACUAAAGAUCUAGAGAUAGUUAAUGCUCAAGAUGUGGUAGCUAUUCUAAAGGGGUAUGAACAAAGAAUUGAUAGGCAUGUUGACAAUCAAACUGAGAAGGCUUUUGCUAGUUUAAAUGUGGCUCCUACGGAUAAUAGGUAUAAUGGGAAUCAAAACUUCAAGCCUCAAAAGAAUUGGAAGUCAAAAGGCAAAAAAUGGGUUAAUAAGCCUACUAAUCAAGCUGGAAAAGCUGGUGGAACCUCUGAUGGAGCUAAGAACUCUUGUAAGUAUUGUGAUAAGCUUCACUUUGGUGAAUGUUGGUUCAAGAAUAAACCUAGAUGUCAUAAUUGCAAGAAGUUGGAUCACAUUGCUAAGGACUGUAAUGGUAAGAAGGAUAAGGGAAACCAGCAUUAUAUUGAUAGUGGUUGUAGUAACCACAUGACAGGGAAAGAAGACUUGUUAGUUGACAUUGACAAGAGCAUAACUGCGAAGGUAGAAAUGGGCACAGGGCAACUUGUUGAUGUAACUAGAAAGGGACAUUUGUUGGUUGAGACCAAGCAAGGCAAAAGAUACAUUAAGGAGGCAAGGAGUGAAGAUGACAUGAGGUGUACAUCUGGAUAUGCAUUUAGCUUUGGUUCAGGGAUAUUUUCUUGGACCUCUAUGAAGCAAUGCAGUGUAGCCUUGUCCACUGCAGAAGCAGAGUAUGCGAGUGUUGCAGAAGCCAUGGCAUAG